ACCGACUUUGGCACAAUGACGACACGUUUUUGUAUUGUACUGCUACUUUUACAAGCUACUAUCAUCAAAUGCUUUGCAGAAUUUAAUUUUAUUGAAAGUAUCAAAGCAAACGUUACAACAAGCCAGUCCAGUAUAUUUUCUCCAGAUUCAAAUUACAACUCUAGUAAAGCAAUAGACGGGGUUCAGAAUUAUUUAAUAGAUAAAUGUAAAUGCUGUAGCGUGACAAACGGAACCUCUCCCUCAUGGUGGAAAAUUGAUCUUGGAAAGAAAUACCUGUUAGGUGGUUUACAAAUAUUUGGACGUGCUGCAAAUGAAAACUCGCAAUUGGAACACGCUGAAGUUUAUGCUAGCAACGUGUCAGUGAAGCCAGGAAUAGAUUCAGAUAAAAUGAAAGUUUACGACGUUCCAUCGAUGAAUGUUACUACACGGAAUUUUACAAAAAAAUUAGACAUAAUUAUCGCACAGUACUUCAUAGUGGAAUUGAACAAGAGCGUGUUGACUUUGUGUGAAUUCAAGCUAAAUGAGAAAGGGUGUAAAGUCGGUUACUUUGGAUCGGGAUGUUUGCAUAGUUGUCACUGUUCAGACAAUAACAUAUGUGAUCAAGUAACAGGGAAAUGUCAGACACCUGGUUGCCUGGCAGGCUGGAAAGGCGAGGCAUGUGAGGAUGCAUGUUAUCAUCGAAAAUUCGGUAUUGGAUGUAACAAAAUGUGUCAUUGUAAAGACAACACAAGUUGUGAUCAUAUAAGCGGACAUUGUAAUACAGGAUUGUGUGAUCCGGGCUGGUUAUUACCUACAUGUAGCCAAGCAUGUGGCCAUCGCAGAUUCGGACAGAAUUGUACUUCGGUUUGUCAUUGUUUAAAUAAUGCAAGUUGUAAUACAAUAUCUGGAGAAUGUCACAAUGGUAUAUGUGAUCCUGGAUGGCAGGCUCCUAGUUGUGAUAAAGGCUGUGGGCAUCGAAGAUUUGGGCAGAAUUGUACUUCGGUUUGUCAUUGUUUCAGCAAUGCCAGUUGCAAUAAAAUAUCCGGAGAAUGUCACAAUGGUAUAUGUGAUCGUGGAUGGCAGACGCCAAGUUGUGAUGAAGCAUGUGGUCUUCACACAUUUGGUUUAAAUUGUACAACGACAUGUCAUUGCCUUAAUAAUACAAAUUGCAACAGUACAACUGGGGAAUGUGGUAUCGGUAUGUGUGACCCUGGUUGGCAAGGAUCUAGCUGUGAUAAAGCCUGUGAUCACAGGUCAUUUGGCCUUAAUUGUUCAUCGACUUGCCACUGUCUGAAUAAUACUGCUUGCAAUGGUACCACGGGAAAUUGUGUUCUUCCUUUAUGUGACUCUGGUUGGCAAGGUUCUAGAUGUGAUCAAGAAUGCGAUCAUCGUACAUUUGGGUAUAAUUGUUCAUCUACUUGUCACUGUCUUAAGAAUACAAAUUGCCACAGUACAACUGGUACCUGUAAUACUGGAUUAUGUGACCCUGGUUGGCAAGGACAGAGAUGUGAUCAAGUUUGUGAUCACAGAUCGUUUGGCUUCAAUUGUUCAUCGACUUGCCAUUGCCUGAAAAAUACUACUUGCAGUGGUACAACUGGAAAUUGCGUUAUCUCUUUAUGUGACUCUGGUUGGCAAGGUCCUAGAUGUGAUCAAG
Molecule: messenger RNA, 1633 nt
Organism: Ruditapes philippinarum (Manila clam)
Lineage: Eukaryota; Metazoa; Mollusca; Bivalvia; Venerida; Veneridae
Product: multiple epidermal growth factor-like domains protein 10
Exons: 11
Molecular function (GO): scavenger receptor activity
Source: RefSeq, a predicted model, not a curated record